Messenger RNA from Nomia melanderi (Alkali bee), 1407 nucleotides. RefSeq lists its product as uncharacterized. The record is from RefSeq and is a predicted model, not a curated record. NCBI's taxonomy places the organism in Eukaryota, Metazoa, Arthropoda, Insecta, Hymenoptera, Halictidae.
GUUCGUUUAGAAAAUGGAGAAAAUGGUCCGGUUACACUGAACCUUGCGCGCAGCAAUUAGUGUGCACCGGAGUACGAAGAGCGUUGUUCGUGGUCACCGCUUGCGACGAGCUCGGCCCCAUCGCUACUCGUUGGACUGCCUCGCGAGGCACGGCUCGUGACGUAGUAGUUGCCGCGCCUCCAUGUUUGCCUCAUCGCGAGCCUGCCUCGAAUCGAGUCGCGGCCAGUCGGUUUUCCAUCCUGCUCGAGGGUGCCUCACCGAGAUCCGCUUGUUCUGUUCGAACGACUUUCAAGCACUCUCGCCUCGCCUCAUGUCGCAUCGCCGCUGAACGCUUUCCUUCAAACGAACAUGGACAACGGGAAAUGUAAAAUUUUCAUCGAGAUGUACAAGGAGCACAGGUCGCUCUGGGACCCGAGGCAUUACAAUUAUCACAACAGCGCGAUAAGGGAGAAAUCGUGGAAGGAGAUAAGCUCUACCCUAAACUUACCUGUUGCUGAACUAAAAAACAAAAUGAAGUCGCUAAUGGGCACUUACAGAAGGGAGAGGUCGCGACAAAAGCGAAGUCUUAUCUGUCGGUCGGGGAAAGGAGACAUUUACGUAUCUAAAUGGUUUGCUUUCGAUUGUUUCAAUUUUUUAUCUGAUCGGGACAAUCCGAGUCAGACUAUGGAUGUGUUGACUAAAACCGAAGUAGAUGCGACAAUGGAGGAACAAAAUGGAAUGGGCAUGGCGCACGCCGAGGUUCUGAUUGAAACAGUCGAAGAAAUGCACGCUGGUGCCAGUUCCAAUGCGCCGCAAACGAACUGUUCCGAGUCCAUCAAAGUGCCGCCAAUAUCAAUUAAGAGAAAAAGGCGCAUGACCUCAUCUCCUAGCCUCGAAGGUCACCUAUUUGAGAAGCUUUCUGCGCUGCUGCAAAAAAGGAUGGACGUGAUCAAUAUGGAUCCUUAUUUUACGUUUGGCCAGCAUGUCGCGAACGAAUUGAGGAAAUACGAUCCGCGGACGCUGGCAUACGUGAAACACGCCAUCAACAAUAUCAUUUUCGACGCUGAUAUGGGAAGAAUCCCCCAACACUUGUCCCCGGAGGACACUCAGUCUUCGGGAAUUUUUGCCUCCGUGCUGUCCGAAACAUCCUAUAAUAUUCACGACUGCGCUACUAUCGCUUCGCGCGUAAACCGCAAAAGUAGGAAAUAAAAUGUAUUUUCAUAAAGAACAACAAUGUUCCGAAUAUUUUGUAAAAAUUACAGUUAAUUCGUCUCAGUAUAUAACACGUCUGCGUUUCAUUUUUAUACGUACGUUUCUACACCCUUGUGGCAUUCCCAAUAUCCUCUUUAUGGACUAACUCUAUAAUAUAGAGUUCACUGCCUUCUGAAUCGGAUAUUUUGCUUUUAUCUUUUGUAUAUCCCUUAAAUA